CUGGGUUCUUCCUGUCCUUUCGUGUUGUUUACAUUGGAGAUUUUGGCCCCCCUCCCUUAUCAUUGAAUAUUGUUGCGUACUUUGAUUACGUACAAAUUGGUUAAAGAACAACUGCUUGAAAGACAUUUAAGAUGGCAAUGGUGCCAUCCCUGAAAAGCGUUUCAACUUUAGCAAGUAGUCAUGUGUUACUAGAUUUUGUAGAAGAAACAAACCCUAAAUUUACAGAAUAUCUGUUGACACUGUUAGAAGAUGGAGUAUUUUCUGCUGUUGCAGAGGAUUUGUUGAUUAUCUUGUUGCAGUUUUAUUCAGAAAAAGUAACUGAUAGAAUACUGAAAGCUGUUGUGCCAUGUCAUUUGAGGGAGCUUAAAGUAGAUAAAUGCUUGCCACAGUUGACCUUCUUUGGAUUGACUGAAGUCAUAAAAAAAUGUCCGCAUUUACAGAAGAUUUCUUUAAAGGAAUGUGAUCAGUUGAUGUCCCCUGGACAGUUUGUGUUAUGGAGGAGAUUGGGAGUUAGUAUUACAGCUCUAUGUUUAGAAUCUUGUCAUAAUGUGUCAGACCAAGUUGUUAAAAGUGCUCUACGACAUAUACCAACAUUACAACAUUUGAAUGUUUCUAGUUGUGACAGCCUAACAGAAACCGUAUUCCUUCUAAAUGAGGAGCUCCAGAAAGAACGAGAGUUCACACCAUCACAUGAUACAAGCCAUCAUUAUGAGUGUUCAUUGAUAAGCGUUGAUGUGUCUGGUUGUCGAGGAAUUACAGCUACAGCAGUCCGACAUCUGACAUCACUUACUGGACCUACUCUAAAGAAUGUCAACUUAUCAUGGACAUCUAUUAACCUGAUAGCUAUAUUGAGUUUGGCAGGGUAUUCAUUACCUGCCAUGAUAGAACUUGUUUUGUCAUUCUACAACAAAGCUGAAGGUCCAAAGGAUCCAAAGAAUGAUGAACUAUAUAAAUGUUUACUGGAAUUCAAAACUACAUUAGAAAAGGUAGAUCAACAACAGGAAAAGAAAGAAACUGAUCAUGUGACAAAUGGAGGCAAAGAUGCUUCAGCAGUAGAUGGAGCUGUUGAUAUAAGAAGUGACUUGCAAUUACCGGAAAAUAAUGCAAGAACUGAUUUAGAUGAAGAAGUUAUAUUGUCAACUAGAGAAUAUGAAUCAAUAGGUUUAGCAGGAAUAAAAACAUACUCAUUGGAUAAUCAUAGAUCUGCUGAUUAUCAAAAUCCUGAGAAUACUUCGAAUGACCUUUAUAAAACAGUAGUAAAUUCUUCAACUUCUUCUGAAGCUCAGGACUUUUUUGACUCUAAUAUACAAAAUAUUAAAGAAACAUGUUUUUCAAAUCAAGAAUCAACUGACAGCAGUGCCAAAGAUUUAAUGAACCAAUUAGAAUUUUCUGAAGCAUCAGAUUGUGUUCACCCUGAUAAUGUUGAAAUAGAUUUUGUUGAAGCUCCUGAGGAUCUUGAGUCUGAUGCAACAAAUUUUAGUAAAACCACAGUUAUAGAUAUAUGUUUUAUAAAUGAAUCAGUAAACAAUGUAGAUACUUGUUGCCAUGGUUGUUGUGGAAUUGGAAUUCAUGAUGGUGCUAACUUCCAAUGUCAAACAGAUGAUGUGUGUGUGUCAAAUUCAAAUAUGUUUAUGAAAACAGGUUCAGAAGAUCUUGGUGCUACAUCUAUAAAUUUUGAUCAAAGCAAAACAAUUCCAGAAAAUACAUGUAUUGAUAUGUUAAGCAAUAAAACAGACAGCAUUCACAUUUCUGAUUCUGAUCUCAAAUCAAAUGAAACUAUCUUUCAAUUAAGUGAACACAAUAAUGCAAAGUAUGGUACCAGAAAAGAUUUUACAUGCCAAAAAUGUGAACAAUUAAGACAUGCCUGUGAUAGCAGUUCUGUACACUGCAAUGGACAUUUAGCAAUAAGUGAAAGUGAGGGAACCAUAAGUGAUCAUAAAAAUUGUACGGUAGAUGAAAAUAGUGAAGGACAAAUAUGUAAUCAUGCAAAAGGAAAAUUAAGGGUAGACAUUCAAGCUAUACCAUUUAGUGGUUGUGUAGAAAAUUUAACAUUAAACAAUGACUGUGCUCUCAAAAGCUGUGAUAUAGAUGUUCAUGAUGGAAAUGACAUGUGUUUACAAAAUAUUGAUGACAAAGGCAGCAAACCAUCUGAUGAAAAUGCCAAAAUGAAAGAAGAAGAAAAUAUUGAUGACAAAGGCAUCAAACUAUCAGAUGACAAUCUGAAUUUCAAACAAAAUAAAAAUGUUGAUGACAAGGACAAAAAACUUUUAGAUGACAAUCUGAAAUUCAAAGAAAAUGGAGAUGUGGAGGAAGACAGCAGGAAUUCAGAGGAGAAUCAGACAGAUCAAUCCAAUACACCAAAAGUCAAUAGAGAGAUAAUAAAACAGACAUACCAGCCACAACUAGUUUCCGUGGAUGUUACCAACAAGUUCACGUCAGUCUAUGAAUCAGUUGGAUUUGACUGUUUAAAAGAAUUUUUACAAUGCUCUCCAAACUUACAGAAGUUUGGAAUGUCCUGGGCUGGACUGACAGAUGAAAUGGUUAAGGACUUGACUCCAUUUCUAAAAGACCUGAAGGAGAUUAGUCUAACUGAUUGUGAAUCUGUGACUUAUGGUAUCUCUCAUAUUGGGCAGACAUGUCAGAAGCUGAAGAAAGUUGACUUUAAUGGGAUUCAUUUUAUAAAAGACCUGUUCCUCAGACCAUUCCUGCUAGGUCCAGAACUACAAUAUCUAUACUUGGCAGAAUCUGACAUUUCAGAUGGUACAUUAUUUAGAUUAGCUGCCAGGAAAAUGGAUAAGUUUGAGGAAUUAGAUUUAUCUUGGUGUGAUGAGGUAACAGUCCAAGGACUGAACGCAUUAUGUAGAAAGCCGAGUCCUCUGAAGAAGUUGUCUUUCAGACAUUGUCCUGCUUCAACCAUGACCUUGGCCUUGAUGGCAGAAAACUUUAAACAGCUACAAAAUCUAAAUAUCUGUAGUGUAGAUAGUAUAACUGAUGCAUCUGUCGUUUAUCUGGCUGAAAAUUUACCUCUUCUUCAGGAAAUCGAUGCAAGCUGGAAUUCAGGUUUGUCAGAUGUCAGUGUUAAAGCUCUGCUGAGAUCCUGUAUCUACUUAAAGAAAGCUGUGCUGUCUGGGAUAAAGUUUCUGACAUCAGCACCAUAUUUACCCAUUAUAUCAGACUUACAAAAGUUCAGAAGAUGUCAAGCUCUAUUGAGAUUUAAACUGCAAGAAAGAAAAAUGAUUACUGAAAAUGGAGAUGAACAUUACUCAAGUGAUGAAGAAUAUGAAGAACUUUGUGUUCCCUAUAGAUCAACGACAUAUGCAGCAAAUCUACAGAUCUUAGAGUUGGAAUACUGUGAUUGUGUAGAUGACAACCAUUUAGCAGAGAUUGUGGCUGUUUGUCGAGGGUCACUGCAUAUUGUGGACUAUUUUAGUGAAGCUAUUAAACCUGUGAUGAUACAUGCUCAAAAAGGCAAAAUUUGCCUCCCUCCACAUUUCAAAAACAGUUAAAUUUUUGAUAAAUGAACUACGGAUGUCUUAUUUAUAUAUUGGAAACUCUAAGUCUGUGAUAUCCAUGCUCAAAAUAGAUUUGAUUAUUUUUUUUGAACAUAUAUAAGUUUUACAAGUAUAUCAUGAAACUUAAUGAUUAAAGAUUGUAAUGAACUUUC
Molecule: messenger RNA, 3664 nt
Organism: Mytilus trossulus (common blue mussel)
Lineage: Eukaryota; Metazoa; Mollusca; Bivalvia; Mytilida; Mytilidae
Exons: 11
Coding region: 132-3506 (1124 amino acids)
Biological process (GO): SCF-dependent proteasomal ubiquitin-dependent protein catabolic process
Cellular component (GO): SCF ubiquitin ligase complex
Source: RefSeq, a predicted model, not a curated record